Messenger RNA from Perognathus longimembris pacificus (Pacific pocket mouse), 1143 nucleotides. RefSeq lists its product as uncharacterized. The record is from RefSeq and is a predicted model, not a curated record. The transcript has 4 exons. The coding region runs from base 1 to 1143 and encodes 380 amino acids. NCBI's taxonomy places the organism in Eukaryota, Metazoa, Chordata, Mammalia, Rodentia, Heteromyidae.
AUGUCCCUACUCUACUGGGUUGCUGGCUGGACCGCCCGACCAAAGCUAGAAGAAGCUCGGCUGCAGGAGUGCGCGCCGGAAACGAGCGCUCGGGACAGGGACUUCACCGGCGCGCCCCGACAACAGUGCGGCGGGGGUCCGGAGCCCAGCCAGUUUGCCGCGAGGACCGCUUCGGGGCAUCGCGAGACCGAAAGUUUGCGGCCUCCCAGGAGGUCACACACAGAGAGAAGCAGCCCGGAGCGGCCCAUUUUGUUAACAGCGCAGCCCCUCCAGCCCCAUGGAAGGCUUAUUUUUAGUCCCCACAUAGGACCGACCGCAAUAUCUGUCCAACCCCGGCAGCUUUUGCACAAGCCCCUUUCCUUCUCCGCCCAGCCCUUUAAGGGAGAAAGACGAAGGCUGCUCCCCCGGGAGCGGCGGGACUGGGGUGGGCCCCGAGGCGGGCGGCAGCACCGCCCCCAGCCCUGGACUGGGCCCGCGAGCCGCACACAGAGGCCGGGCUGCAGAGCGCCAGGCAAGCAGCGGGACCCGGCAGGGAGCCGAGAGGUCGAUUUACAUGACCUCCGGCUACAACUAAGACAGCCGAGGAGGGCACUCCAGUCGUCAGCCGGCCAAACCCACAAUUACAACAACCCUCCCCCUAGUCUCGGUGUGACUAGGGCUCUCCCCCCCCCAGAGUGUCCUACGCACAGUUAUCUACAGCUACAACAUGUGUUUUCUCAGAGUGGAUUUUGGGGUGGGGGGGCAAGAAAACCAGAAGCCCGCCACGCAGAUCUGUCACCGCCUCCGGAACGAGGCACAACUCUCGGAGAGGGGGACGCAUCCUGGGGAUCCGCGCGUCCACCAGCGAGCGGCUGGCGCCCGGGCCCCUUUCUCUACCUCCACUCCCGCUCCGCGUCGGCCCGGCGGAGCGCCCUCCUCCCGCUCCUCCCCCGCCCCUCCCGAGCCAAGUACGGAAACCCGCCCCGGCCGGGCAGCCGUGGCUCCCGGCAACCCGCGCCCUCUCAGGGCUGCGCUCUCUCGGCUCUGGUCCCUCCGCCUGUCCUACUGCAGCCCCACAGUCCCAGCUCGGAGAAAGUAACCCCGGAGCUGCCCGGAAGGGCCCGAGUGGGAGGCGCUGGGGGCCGGCGCUGGGGCCCAGCCUAG